Molecule: messenger RNA, 5353 nt
Organism: Nematolebias whitei (Rio pearlfish)
Lineage: Eukaryota; Metazoa; Chordata; Actinopteri; Cyprinodontiformes; Rivulidae
Gene: rims2a
Product: regulating synaptic membrane exocytosis 2a
Biological process (GO): positive regulation of synaptic transmission; calcium ion-regulated exocytosis of neurotransmitter; regulation of membrane potential
Cellular component (GO): cytoskeleton of presynaptic active zone; presynaptic membrane
Molecular function (GO): small GTPase binding; transmembrane transporter binding
Source: RefSeq, a predicted model, not a curated record
CACACGGGCCCCGGGGCGGCCCUGCUGCGGCCGCUGCUCCCUCGGCGGCCGGCGCCAUGCCGGAGCUGCCGGACCUCAGCCACUUCACCGAGGAGGAGAGGAAAAUCAUCCUCGGUGUCAUGGAGCGACAGAAGAAGGAGGAAGCCAAGGAGCAGUCCAUGUUAAAGAAGUUACACCAGCAGUUUGAAUCGUACAAGAACCAAGUUAAGAAGAUGGGGGAGGAGACUAAGCCGGCUCAGGACCAGAAGAUCGAUGCCCCAACGUGUGGAAUAUGCCACAAAACCAAGUUUGCCGACGGCUGUGGUCACCUCUGUUCAUAUUGCCAAACAAAAUUUUGUGCUAGGUGUGGAGGACGAGUGUCUCUUCGCUCAAAUAAGGUAAUUAAGCACGUUAUGUGGGUAUGCAACUUGUGCCGAAAACAACAAGAAAUCCUCACCAAAUCCGGAGAGUGGUUCUACAGCUCGGGGCCAGGUCAGAUGCAUGGGGUGUUUGAAGGUGGACCACAGGGAAAAAAGGCCAAACUGCAGGACCAGUCCUUAUACCCCUACCAGGGAGCCUCAGGGGACUUGACACCAGCCUCAGGCAGAAGCAGACCUCAUGGUGGGCUUCUGCCCAGACAGGCAUCCCUUGACAAUGGUACAGGGCUAAGGUAUCCUGGGCCUGGUGAUGCACCUAUAGACAGGAAACAAAGUCCAUCAGCAUCCAGGGAUCCAAACCAAAAAUACGACCAAAGGGAGGGGGGCGACCACCCACAGUAUGCCCCGACAGACGGCAGCAUGCCCAGAUCACCGUCCGACUAUGGGGAUGGGGACCCUCGGCGGGCUCCGCGGGGCCCACAUUUAUUCCCAGAUGGGGAUGCAAUACAGAUGGGCUAUCAGGACCAUCGGGGUCCGAGCCGCUGGCACUCCCAAGAAUACCCACUUGACCAACAGCUAGAUGGACCACAAAGUGAGUUUGACCUCCAGCGUCAGCGCCAGGAGGAGUUUCAGGCACGGUACCGCAGCGAUCCCAACCUGGCACGCUAUCCCGUCAAGCCCCAGCCCUACGAGGAGCAAAUGAGGAUGCACGCUGAAGUGGGGCGGCUGAGGCAUGAGCGUCGCCACAGUGAUGUCUCCCUGGCUUACACAGAGCAGGACGAUCCUGGUCCAAUUAGGCUGUCCCGUCAGCACCUCACAGAGCGCCGGCCGCCUAUGAUGGAGCAACGUUCAUACUCAGUUGACCGGUCCUCCCCAGGGCCCAUGGGUCCUGGCCUCGGAAGCCACCGAACCUCUAACCACAGUCCCCCAACUCCGCAUCGGAGCCCUGUGCUGGGUGAGCGAGCGGGGGACAUGCGGAGAGGAGACCUGGGAGUUGCUGGGGAUGCCAUGAGGAGGCAGCAACACCAUUUGGACCCAAGCUCAGCUGUCCGCAAAACCAAAAGAGAGAAGAUGGAAAGUAUGUUAAGGAACGACUCUCUAAGCUCAGACCAGUCGGAGUCAGUGCGGCCACCACCCCCUAAGCCCCACAAAACCAAAAAAGGAGGAAAGAUGAGGCAGGUGUCACUGAGCAGCUCCGAGGAGGAGCUGGCCACCACACCAGAAUACACAAGCUGCGAAGAUGUGGAGAUAGAGAGUGAAUCAGUCAGUGAAAAAGGGGAGAGUCAAAGGGGAAAAAGAAAAACUAUUGAGCAGACAUUUAUGUCCGAGCCGACACACACCUUAUCUGAGAGGCAAAAGAAAAUGGUGCGCUUUGGUGGACACUCAUUUGAAGAGGACUUGGCAUGGUGUGAACCACAGGUUAAAGACUCGGGAGUUGAUACGUGCAGUAGCACUACCCUAAACGAGGAGCAUAGCCAUAGUGAGAAGCACCCGGUGACAUGGCAGCCGUCCAAAGAUGGGGAUCGCCUAAUUGGCCGGAUCCUGCUCAACAAGCGUAUGAAAGAUGGAAGUGUGCCUCGAGACUCAGGAGCUCUGCUUGGUCUGAAGGUGGUUGGAGGCAAGAUGACAGGAUCUGGAAGACUUUGUGCUUUUAUCACUAAAGUGAGGAAAGGAAGUCUAGCAGACACUGUUGGACACCUCAGACCAGGCGAUCAGGUGCUGGAGUGGAACGGGAGGCUUUUACAAGGAGCUACGUUUAAAGAAGUUUACAAUAUUAUAUUAGAAUCCAAGCCUGAGCCACAAGUGGAGCUGGUGGUCUCCCGGCCUAUUGGAGAUAUCCCAAGAAUACCUGACAGCACACAUGGACAACUGGAAUCAAGUUCAAGCUCCUUUGAGUCUCAGAAGAUGGAUCGUCCAUCGAUCUCCGUCACGUCCCCUAUGAGUCCCAGCAUGCUUAGGGAUGCCCCCCAGUAUCUGUCAGGACAGCUCUCAAGCCAAAGCCUUAGUAGAAGAACAACGCCUUUUGCCCCUAGGGUUCAGGUCAAACUAUGGUAUGACAAAGUGGGUCACCAGCUAAUAGUCACCAUUUUGGGCGCUAAAGACUUGCCACCCAGGGAAGAUGGUCGGCCCAGGAACCCUUAUGUCAAAAUCUACUUCCUCCCUGAUAGAAGUGACAAAAGCAAGAGGAGAACAAAAACAGUAAAGAAAUCCUUGGAGCCCAAAUGGAAUCAGACCUUCAUGUAUUCACCGGUGCACCGGAGGGAGUUUCGAGAGCGCAUGCUGGAGAUCACAUUGUGGGACCAAGCCAGGGUCAGGGAGGAGGAGAGCGAGUUCUUGGGAGAGAUCCUUAUUGAGCUGGAGACGGCUCUUUUAGAUGACGAGCCUCACUGGUACAAGCUACAAACACACGACGUGUCAUCCAUCCCACUUCCACGUGCCUCCCCAAAUGCACAGCGCAGGCAGCUUCAUGGAGAGAGUCCCACACGGCGGCUGCAAAGAUCCCAGAGGAUAAGCGACAGUGAGAUAUCAGACUACGACUGUGAAGAUGGAGUAGGAGUUAUAACAGACUAUCGGUCAAAUGGAAGAGACUUCCAGAGCUCCACAUUGUCUGUUCCUGAGCAGGUGAUGUCGUCCAACCACUGCUCUCGAUCAGCUGAAAUAAACCGGGCGCGGUCGCGCUCUCCAAGUGUUCCUCCACCUUCCAGCCAUUUUCUCACCUUACCUCGAACCAGACAUAUUCAACCCAUUGAUCGUCAUCAAAAGGACCCCAGGAACUACGGCGCCAUGGACAGACACGAGUUUCACAGCAGGUCCCGCUCUGCAGACCAGCGGCCCACUGUAGAGCGCCUCACAUCCCGCUCACGCUCCUCUGAACGCCCCCACGACUCGUCACUCAUGAGGUCGAUGCCGUCUCUGCCAUCUGGGAGGUCCGCACCCCCCUCACCUGCCAUGACGAGGGCACAUCCUCGUAGUGGAUCAGCUCAGACCAGUCCCUCUAGCACUCCAAUGUCCAGUAGACGAGGGCGACAACUCCCACAGCUUCCACCCACAGGAAAAGACAGAACGAUCAGGCAGAGAUCCACGAGGCUCAGACAACUUGUCCGCCAAGUCGUCUGACAGUGAUGUAAGUGACGUGUCCGCUGUAUCGAGAACUAGCAGUGCCUCUCGGUUCAGCAGCACGAGCUACAUGUCUGUCCAAUCAGAGAGACCGCAAGGAAGCCGCAAGAUCCGGCAGAUGGGCUCGUCCGGGGGAGUGAACAUGACCAAGAGCACAAGCGUCAGCGGCGACAUGUGUAACCUGGAGAAGACGGAUGGCAGUCAGUCAGACACGGCAGUCAGCACGGUAGGCACUGACAACAAGAAGAGGCGCUCCAGCAUCGGUGCCAAAAUGCAGGCCAUGGUUGGCAUGUCGCGCAAGAGUCGGAGCACCUCUCAGCUCAGCCAAACAGAAGCGGGAGGUAAGAAGUUGCGGAGUACCAUCCAGAGGAGCACAGAGACGGGCUUGGCGGUGGAAAUGAGGAGCAGGAUGACUCGGCAGGCCAGUCGGGAGUCCACAGAUGGCAGCAUGAACAGCUACAGCUCUGAGGGAAAUCUCAUCUUCCCCAGCGUGAGGCUCUCCUCAGAUUCUCAGUUCAGCGACUUCCUGGAUGGACUCGGUCCCGCCCAACUGGUUGGACGCCAGACUUUAGCUACUCCAUCGAUGGGAGACAUCCAGAUAGGUAUGGUGGAGAAAAAAGGAGCCCUGGAAAUGGAAGUCAUUAGAGCACGUGGUCUUGUAGGAAAACCAGGUUCCAAGGCACUGCCAGCACCAUAUGUAAAAGUCUACCUUUUGGAAAACGGAGCCUGCAUAGCCAAAAAGAAAACUAAAGUAGCAAGAAAAACAUUGGAUCCUCUUUACCAGCAGCAACUGCCGUUUGAGGAGAGUCCAGGGGGGAAAGUUUUACAGGUCAUCGUUUGGGGUGACUAUGGGCGUAUGGACCAUAAAUCCUUCAUGGGAGCAGUUCAGAUACUGUUAGACGACCUGGACCUGUCCAACAUGGUGAUUGGCUGGUACAAGCUCUUUCCUCCUUCCUCUCUGGUGGACCCUACUCUGGCCCCACUGACAAGAAGAGCUUCCCAAUCUUCACUGGACAGUUUCUCUCGAUCAUAGCAGCAUGUGGACUAAUAGCAAUGGUGUAGCAGCCAGUGUUGCAGCAACAGGUCACAAGCCCCGGUUACACUGCAUGCUUGAUGUUGUGUCUUCUGAGCCUGUUUCUCGGGGCACAAACGUGAUCCUGUGUUUUAAGCAAAAACGUUGCGCACAUUGUGCACGUGGCAAAGUGUGUUGCAAGCACCUAGCAACAAGGAUUGCCAGGUAUUGUCAUUUGGAGGAAGCUGGGAUGAACUCCUUAGCACGAGGAACGCAUCAGUUCCAGGUUUCCUUCCAAUUCGAAGCCAUGGGGUCAGCACUGGGAACCACUGAACGAGUUCUACAGGGACCCUUUUCGAAUGAAAAAAAUCUACUUUUUGUUUUGUCUUUUUUGUUUGUUUGUUUGUUCAUUUCUGUUCAUUUUAAUGUACCUGUAUCUUAUGGGGGUGACAGUGUUUCUAACCAGAUGCUUGGUCACACCAUGCCAACAGACCGAGCUAUGUAAAUGCAGCUUUGGAGACCACCACUUUGAGAGAGGGGUAUUUAUUAUACUCCUCUAAAAUGCAGGGGACAUGCAGUACGUGCUCAAAGUUUUUGAGCUGAUAAAUCGAUCGAUCAGGGGCAAUACUGAAGUGGCCACGAUCAACCCUCCAGAAUAUUCAGUAACAAUCCAACCCCAUGAAAAAAAGUACAAUCUUUAGUAGUAUUUAUUUGUUGAUAUAUUGUAUGAAAAUCAAAUGAGGAAAAAAAAGAAGGUAUUUUUCUUGUUUAGUUGAUUUGCAUGGGCACAAACGUAGCUGAAUAAAAAGAAGAAAUUUAUUUUCUUGAGGCUGCAACUUGCAAAAAAAAAAAAAAAAAGAACAAUAAA